CUCCCUGGAGAACUGACCAAUCAGGUUCUGAGACACGGAGAAGACCAGUCUCACAGGGAACUUGGCCUCUCAUUCCUGAGUCCUCAGCCUGUUUCUUCCAGAGGUCCUACAGUGGUCUGAGAGUUAACACACAUCCUGACAAACAGGAUUCUAAGGGCAUUGUGCAUUGUUGUAACUCCCUGGAGAAGUGACCAAUCAGGUUCUGAGACACGGAGAAGACCAGUCUCACAGGGAACUUGGCCUCUCAUUCCUGAGUCCUCAGCCUGUUUCUUCCAGAGGUCCUACAGUGGUCUGAGAGUUAACACACAUCCUGACAAGCAGGCUUUCUUGGUUGUCCCGAGGCCAUUGGAUAACACCAGUCAUGGAUAAAGAAAAGCCUGAAGCCAGACCCAGCCCGCCAGAACCUAACAUGGAGCUGAUCCCGUCCAGGGAGCUAAAAGGCCGCAAGCCUUCCAAUAAUAUACUGAUCUAUUUGAUUGAUAGGCAACUGGGGAGGCCCAGAAAUGAUGUGGAUUUGUUUGAAUGGAUUUGGACCAUAACAUAAGUACCCGCCCAGGGUAGAGUGGUCUUUGCCAAAAUUAAUGUUUACUUAUGACUACUGGAAAUACAUGUUUUAAAAAGGAGCAGAAUUGCAAGCCACUCUCACAUUCAAUCCAUUAAAUUAGUCUUCA
Molecule: messenger RNA, 671 nt
Organism: Peromyscus leucopus (white-footed mouse)
Lineage: Eukaryota; Metazoa; Chordata; Mammalia; Rodentia; Cricetidae
Product: embryonic testis differentiation protein-like
Exons: 3
Coding region: 362-544 (60 amino acids)
Source: RefSeq, a predicted model, not a curated record